Messenger RNA from Lotus japonicus, 1619 nucleotides. Its product is annotated as histidine-containing phosphotransfer protein 3-like. Gene Ontology annotation, molecular function: histidine phosphotransfer kinase activity; protein histidine kinase binding. Lineage: Eukaryota; Viridiplantae; Streptophyta; Magnoliopsida; Fabales; Fabaceae. Gene Ontology annotation, biological process: phosphorelay signal transduction system; phosphorylation; cytokinin-activated signaling pathway. The coding region runs from base 924 to 1385 and encodes 153 amino acids. The record is from RefSeq and is a predicted model, not a curated record. Gene Ontology annotation, cellular component: cytoplasm; nucleus. The transcript is spliced from 8 exons.
UUCAGUUGCUAUCAUGCUCUUUAUCGAAAUCAAGAAUGGUUUUUUUUUUUCUUAUUUGGGGAGAAAACUCCAAACCCUUGUCCAGGGCAUUACAGUGUUGUAUGAUCCAUGUAGCCGACUCUACCUAGUGGGGAAAGGAGUUCAAGCCCAGACAAAGCAUGCCGUACGGUCUCUAAGACUCAGGAACAGAAGUUGCACACCUAAUGGCGUUCCGCUGGAGUACAAGCUCAGGCAAAGAUGUAAAAAAAGGUAAGUCGUAAGGCCUCUGAGACUCAAACAAGUAAGUACAAGCCCAGACAAGAAGGAAGAAGAAAAUGGAGUCCGCCUUGAAGGGGGAGUAUGAGAGAAUUACAAGUAUGACUAAAAGAAGUCUCACAUUGAGUAGAUUAACAAGUGUACAAUAGUAUAUAAGUAAAAGGGCAUAGUCUGUGACAAUGGCACGAAUGUUAUUUUCAAAUUUAGUGGCUAAUUUCAUAAUUAUUAAUGAUUUAACUCAGGAUUACUUACAGAUUAAUUAAUGUUUAAUUAAUGCGUAAUUAAUGUUUAAUUAAUGCCUAAUUAAUGAUUAAUUCACAUUGACAGUUACUAUCUCAUUCUGCUCAUCAAUUUGAGAGCUUUUGUUUGUCUCUAUUCAUUUGGGUUUUAAACAAAGGAAACUUCCCCCUUCUCUCUGACAAUGGCAUAAUGUUAAUUUGCAAAUUUUAGUGUCUAUUUUCAUUUGUAUUUGUGCUGAAUUUAGGGCAAGUGACAGCCAGUUUCAUCUAUUUGAGAGCUUCUGUUUGUCUCUCUCUGCAUUUGGGUUUCAUAUCUGGAAUUAAAAAAAGUACCUCCUCUCAGUGCUAGAUAGUCUCUUCCAACUGAAGCGCUAUCUUCCUUAUAUUUUUGCUACUCAGAGGGAGCUACAUUUCUGCUUUUCAAGAAAAAUGACAAUGUUUUUUCUGCGAGGAUACUUGCAUGCACAGCUGAUUCGAAUGUUUGAUGAGGGGGUAGUUAAUGAUCAGUUUAGUGCAAUCACGUGUCCAAGAAACAACAGGGGUCGAGCUCGAGAUCACGCUGUACAGCUGAUAGAAAGUUAUUUGGCUGAUGUUGAUGUGAUCCUGUCUGAACUUUCUCGCCAUGUUGAUAAUUCACAUGUUGACUUCUAUAUGUUGGGUUCCCUAGCUCGUGAAGUACAUGAUAAGAGCACAAGCAUUGGUGCAGAUCAUAUGAGGCUUGCAUGUUUUGAUGUCAUUGCAGCUUGUGAUGAGAGGUGCAAAAGCAGUUUUUCUCACAACCUGACCCUACUGAAAAAUGAGUUCGGUUAUACUAAGAGGCAGUUGAGCAAUUUUGUUCAGUUGGAGAGGGAUAUUAUCAGACUUGAGGAGAGUUCUCAACCACCAAACUAGAGUCUCUGUGCUGUUGACUCCUCCUGUUGCUUGCUAAUGUGUUUGUUUCGAACUUCUGAGUUGUUGCUGAACAUGUAUCUCAUUCACCUUUAAAAAGGAUGUUCUCUUAAAAACAUCAUCAGCUUGCCCUUUUUAGUUUCUGUUUUUCCCUUGUAUGCGCUUUUGCCAACUUGAAGAUUUUAUAAUAGUUCUCCUUUGGUCGACACUAUUGAUAAUUUGCUUGAGGUUCGUCUA